Babesia microti strain RI is the source of this 1497-nucleotide messenger RNA. RefSeq lists its product as hypothetical. The transcript has a single exon. The coding region runs from base 1 to 1497 and encodes 498 amino acids. NCBI's taxonomy places the organism in Eukaryota, Apicomplexa, Aconoidasida, Piroplasmida, Babesiidae. The record is from RefSeq and is a predicted model, not a curated record.
AUGGAUGGGGGCACGGUCUACUCCUCCGCUAUUUACUCCCAUCAAGGCCGCAAAUGGUUGUUAUCCAAACGACAAUCACUAAACUCUGCUAAGGAUAAUCAAAAGUAUUCAUCUUAUCAAUCUACACAUGUUGGUCACAAUGAUUCUUCUGAUACUGGCAAAAUUGUCACCGCUGCAACGAAAUUAUUCCGCAUUAAAAAGUUACUAUCUGAUGCCAAAUCCACUAAAAAAAUAACCUCCCACCCUUACCUAGAUAUGCUUUCUGAAUAUAUUAAGAGCGGCAAAGAGAUAGUCGUCAAACAACCUCAAAAGACACUAUUCGAAUUAGAUUUGGGUGAAUAUCACACUAUGCUACAGGAUCUCAAUAUUGCCGGAAAGACAUAUCAUUCUAACUCAGUGGAAGAAUUUGAAAAAGUUAUAUACCAGUCUACUGAUAAAAUCGUUUACACCCCUAUGCUGACGGCAAAGCAAGUAGCAACUCUAAUAUCUUUGAGCAGUGCUUUGGCCCAGGGUCAGAGAGAUGAGAAAAAACAAGUUGAAGCUUUGUUUAUGGCUAAAAGUUUGCUGGAUUCCAGUGUAAGAGUUACCAGUCAUGUUACAGCGCCAGUGAUAGCUUGGCAUAUGGCGGAUCACAAAGUUUCCUGCACUAUAUGUGGACUAAAAUUUUCUAACACAAGGUACAAGUCUUUGCACCAUGAAAAGAACCAUCAGAAAGUUAAAAAAAUGACUUCAAAUUGGCUAUCCCUUACUGAUUGGAUUGAAAAAUCUUCGGAAAUUUAUUCUGAUCAAUCUCACAAAUCAACACAGCUUACAAUGAAUAGUUUACGUGAAUUAUGGUCCACUAGCGUUCAUUUUAAAUGGCUGGAUAAAAUAUUCCAAUUUGAUGAAUCAUUGGAUGUGAUUAUGGAAGAUGAUCAAGAUGCAGUAACAGACCAUUCUGGAACUGGACAAAAGUGCAAUCCUUUAGAAUUGCUCAACGCAUGGGCUAUAGGGGACAAUUCGCUCACAGAUCACAUAAUAAAUAACACUACAUUUGAAACAACCAAAACUUUUUUGUGUGAUCCAUGUGUUUGCGAUUUUUCUGAUCAUUUAUGUGUUAUUUGCGGUGACUCCUUCGACAUUUCUUACUCACAUGAACACGGGUCUUUUGUUCUAGACAAUGCGCUACCGCUAUUGCGAAUGACACCAUUGCAUGUCAAGAGAAAUAGUAUACCAAAUCCGAAUUUAUCUUGGAGACUAUGGAAAAAAUUUGGAUUAAAUCUAUAUGGUGAUUACUGGAGUUACACAAAUUGCAUUCCAACUGAUGUAAAAUAUGCUCACACGCAAUGUUUCAACUUCAUGUCCAUAUAUGACAAUCAAAGUGAUGGUAGUAUCGUAGAGUCAAAUCCCAAUAGUUUAAAGGACGAUUGUCUCAUUGGUACAUUUGAGAAGGCAGAGAAUACAGAUUAUAAAAAGCGUAAGAUCAACCUACAAGACGUAAAGCAUUUACAAAUUUAA